CCGCCUCCGCCUCCGCCGCGCGGCUCAGCAGCACCGCGGACAGCGCCGGUGCCGCCCGCUCGGUUCUGCCCGGCUCGGUUCGGCACGGCCCGGCCCCGCCGCCGGCUCCCGUUCACCCGCGCGGCCCGACCCAGCGCAGCACGGCCCGGCCCGGGGCGCACGGAGCGUCAUGGCCACGGAGGUACACAGCCUGCAGGAGCUGAGGCGCAGCGCGUCCCUGGCCACCAAGGUCUUUGUGCAGCGGGACUACAGUGAUGGGACCACGUGCCAGUUCCAGACUAAGUUCCCCCCGGAGCUGGAGAGCCGGAUUGAGCGUCAGCUGUUCGAGGAGACCGUGAAAACUCUCAAUGGGUUCUAUGCUGAAGCAGAGAAGAUCGGGGGCAGCUCAUACCUGGAGGGGUGCCUGGCCUGUGCCACUGCCUACUUCAUCUUCCUCUGCAUGGAGACGCACUACGAGAAGGUCCUGAAGAAGAUCUCCAAGUACAUCCAGGAGCAGAAUGAGAAGGUCUAUGCACCACGGGGGCUGCUGCUCACCGACCCUCUGGAGCGUGGCAUGAGAGUUAUCGAGAUCUCCAUCUAUGAGGACCGGUGCAGCAGCGGCAGCUCCAGCAGCGGCAGCUCCAGCAGCAGCAGCAGCGGUGGGGGGGGGCGGUGACUGGCAGGGGGGGGUCCCUGCAGGGACGCGUACUGCCGGGACAGCCGCCUCUCUGAGAUCCGCAGGCUGCACUACCAGAGCACCCGCUUCUGAGCCCAGGGCGAGUGGGAGGGAGCCUGGGGGCCAUGUGUCCUCUGUGCCAUGUGCCCCCUGCGGUGGCUCUGCCCCUGCCCAGACCCACUGCAGGCAGGGACCGCCGCUGGGGUGUCCCAGGUGCUUCCCACUGAACCAAACCAGUGCCAAAGGGCUCCCGCAGCCCCCCCUCGCCCCAAGUGAAAGAGCUCGCCCUGCAGUGCUCCAGCAGCACUGAAGACAGGGGGACAUGGCCUCAUGCCCCUGUAUUACUUCAUCUGCAUGAUGGUGCUGUGCGUUCGCCCCAUGUGCUGCCCUAAAGGUUCUGGCUGCAUCCUGCUCCCUGCCCUCCCGUGUGCCAUCCCCAGCCAGCUCCCUGUGCCGGGCAGGGGGCACAGCUCCUCCUGCCCACACAUCCCGCAUGCAUCCUCCCCCUCCCUGCAGCAUACAGUGCCCCUGUGGUGCUGGGGGGCUGCAGGGGGUGUGUCUCCUGCUCACACCCCGCCCACGACCCCAAAGGUGCCAGCCCUGUAGAGCUGCCCUGAUGCAGCACCCUUGGCUGCAGCACCCACACUCGCAACCUGUGGCAGGGGACCCCUGGGGGGAAAGAGAUAAGAAGUGGGUCCCUGUGACAUCCAGUACCUGGGAGGGAGCACCAGGGCCAUGGAGGGAGGACCCGGCCCCACAGGAGGGUGGGGAGUGACCCCAGCUCUGGUGUUCCCCAAGGGGCACCCUGCAUGGAGACUGAUGGAGACUUUCAAUAAACCUCAUGCUUCGGCCCUGCCA
Gallus gallus (chicken) is the source of this 1513-nucleotide messenger RNA. RefSeq names its product golgin A7 family member B (gene GOLGA7B). Gene Ontology annotation, biological process: peptidyl-L-cysteine S-palmitoylation; protein targeting to membrane. The transcript is spliced from 5 exons. The coding region runs from base 170 to 655 and encodes 161 amino acids. Gene Ontology annotation, cellular component: palmitoyltransferase complex. The record is from RefSeq and is a predicted model, not a curated record. NCBI's taxonomy places the organism in Eukaryota, Metazoa, Chordata, Aves, Galliformes, Phasianidae.